This is a messenger RNA of Cuscuta campestris, 485 nucleotides long. NCBI's taxonomy places the organism in Eukaryota, Viridiplantae, Streptophyta, Magnoliopsida, Solanales, Convolvulaceae. The record is from the annotation of a GenBank genome assembly.
GAAUAAAAAAAAGUGGGAGGUUGGGCCGUAAACCUGGUCAGCCCACUUGUUUGUUUUUUUUUGGGUUUUUUUAUUGGAUUUGGACUUUUGGUGUGGGCUAAUUUAAUUGAAGUGGUGGACCUGAUUUUCUGACAAAAUUACCAAGAUCUGAAAUUUUUGUACCGGGUAUCUCGUCUAGUCGUUUGAUAUGACAGAAGAUGGGAAGUUCCGAAUUGAGAAGUUCGAUAGUACAGAUUUCAGUUGGUGGAAGAUGCAAAUUGAAGAUUUGCUGGUUCAGAAAGAUUUGGACGUGGUAUUGGGUGACAAGCCAGAAAAGAUGUCGGAUGCAGAUUGGGCAGGUUUGGAUCGGAAAGCAAUGUCCGUGAUCCGUCUCUCGUUGACCAAGAAUGUUGCGUUCAACAUUCUGAAGGAGAAGACAGCGAAGGGAAUUAUGGAAGCGCUGUCUAAUAUGUACGAGAAGCCAUCUGCAGCUAACAAAGUUUUUU